Molecule: messenger RNA, 3611 nt
Organism: Temnothorax curvispinosus
Lineage: Eukaryota; Metazoa; Arthropoda; Insecta; Hymenoptera; Formicidae
Gene: Klp67A
Product: kinesin-like protein KIF18A
Exons: 3
Coding region: 301-2889 (862 amino acids)
Biological process (GO): microtubule-based movement
Molecular function (GO): microtubule motor activity; microtubule binding; ATP binding
Source: RefSeq, a predicted model, not a curated record
UCGGGCGUUUAAAUUUCAAAACUCAACGUAACGCCAAACGGCUUGGCUCUCCCUCCGCGUGCAUCGUUGCGGUGACGAGCGUUCGCUGGUUCGCGUCGAUUCUAACACGGUUCUCCUCGUCUCCUCCGCUUUCGCGAUCUAAAAAGGAUCGGGAGUUUGCCCCCCACGAGUUCCGCGCACGAGUUGAAGCAGCGACUACACGGGACAGACGACAAAACGCCAGAAUAAAAAGGUCCUCCGUGGCAGCGGCGAGACGACUCGGGCGAUGUCAGAACGAUGUGAGAACAACAUCUACUAACGAUGGUUUUCAACAAGAAGGAUCUGGGCAAGGCGUUCUCGCCGAGCAAAGUCAGGAAGGCGGCGAUCAAGAGGCGGUUGUCGCCCGGCGGUACGGUCAAGCCGAGCACGAGCGGCUCCGCGAUGAAGAGCGAGGAGACCUCCGAGAUAUCGAUCAAGGUGAUCGUGCGGGUACGCCCGCCCAACGAGCGGGAGCUGCAGGACAACAGCAGGACGAUCAUCGAGGUGGUGGACGACAAGAUGCUGAUCUUCGACCCGAAGGAACAGGCGACGCCCUUCUUCUUCCACAAUGUGGCGCAGAAGGGUAGGGACAUGCUGAAGAAGCAGAACAAGCAGCUGCAGUUUAUCUUUGACAGGGUCUUCGACUCGACGUCCGCCAACACCGACGUGUUCGAGGGUAGCACCAAGAGCGUGAUCAGCAGCCUUUUGGACGGCUACAAUUGCUCGGUGUUCGCCUACGGUGCCACCGGCGCCGGUAAGACUCACACCAUGCUGGGAAACAGAGAGGACCCCGGUAUCACGUACCGAACCGUGGCGGAGCUGUUCGCCGAGAUCGAGAAUCAGAGCAAGCAUCGCGAAUUCAACUUGGGCGUGUCCUAUCUGGAGAUAUACAACGAGAAUGUGCAGGACUUGUUGCACAAGUCCGGCCAGUUGCAUCUGAGAGAGGACGGUAGGUGCGGAGUCGUGGUCGCCGGUUUAGAACCGAUCGCUAUUCAGAAUGCGGACGAAUUGCUGUCGCUGUUGGCGGAGGGUAACAAGAAUCGCACUCAGCAUCCGACGGACGCGAACAAGGAGAGCAGCAGGAGCCACGCGGUUUUUCAGGUGUACAUCAAGAUAAUCAACAAGCUGGACAGCCAGGUGCAGCGUGUCAAGCUGUCUAUGAUCGACUUGGCGGGAUCGGAAAGGGCCUCGGCCACUGGAUGCAAAGGUGUUAGGUUUAAGGAAGGCGCUAACAUCAACAAAUCCUUAUUGGCCCUUGGAAACUGCAUAAAUAAUCUAGCAGACGGUAUAAAACAUAUUCCAUACAGGGACUCCAAACUCACGAGGCUACUGAAAGAUUCGCUCGGUGGUAACUGUCAUACCGUCAUGAUAGCUAAUAUCGCUCCUUCCAGUCUCACCUACGAGGAUACGUACAACACUUUGAGAUACGCGAAUCGGGCGAAGAAGAUCAAAUCGUACGCCAAGAAGAACGUGUCCUGCGAGAUGCACGUUGCUGGCUAUAUCAAGAUAGUGGAGGAACAGAAGAAGGAGAUAGAUAUUUUGAAGACGAAAUUGGCAGCUUUUGAGAACGGAAUGGUGCAGCCGGUCGAGAGCAAGCCGAACGUCGUCAUGCUGGAGACGUACAACAAGAUGAUAAAAUUGCACGAGAAGAAGAAGGAUUUGAUAGAAAGGAUGCUGGCUCUGGAGAGCUCCGAUAAGAUUUUGGCGUGUAGAAUACUCUACAAGAGGGACGCGGACGAGAGGCUGCGCAAUCUAACGGCGGCCAGCGACGCCCUGUCGCUCGAGGAACAAAACGCCAGCGGAAAGUCGCGCAUCAACAAGUCUCUGCAUUACUUCCAACGGCAGAGAGAGUCACUUAAAGCGCAGAUGCAGGAUACGUGGCAGGAAUUGUGCUCGGUCGAGACGGAGAUACAGGAAGCGAAGGCUAAACCGCUCGACGAGAAUCUGCAGAGUAAACUGUCAUUGGAAAUCUCCAAGAUCGAGAGAUGCUGGAUCCCCGUUAUGCAACAGCACAUGAAGAAGCUCAGCAGUCUCAUGCAGUGCGAGAGGCAGUCGAUUAAUACCAUAACGAAAAAUAUGAGCAACACGUUGCAGAAUUACUACAACAUGGUGAAGGGCUAUGGCACGAUGACCGAUAAGAUGCAGCUGGAGUUCAAGGAGCUGAUAAAGUUGCUCGAGGGUUUUCGAAAUAUCAAAUGGUCCGAUUCGGAUGAGACGGACAAAGCGGACGAUUUCAACAUGAUCACAUGUCUGAGCACCGCCGGGAUGGAUCCGUUGAAUAAUGCGAUGCCGGCGGUCGCCACAGCGAUACCGGAGAUGGACGACGAAGAGCACAAUGUUUGCAACAUGAACAUCUUGAACUCGACCUUCAGCGCGAAUGAAAAUAUCGACACCAAUAUCUCCGACAUAGCCGACGAAAGCAGUAGUUGCGAGAGUAAAUCCGCGCCGAGGGACGAAUCUGCGCCGGAGACUCAACGGGAAAGAAUUGCUACGAAGAACGUGAUCAGGAAACGUGUAUUGUCUGACAAGAACAGCGAGCACAGCAGCACACCUUCCAAGCAGACGAAGAGACUGGGAACGAAUAACAAGACUGUCGUACAGAAUACUGGUCGAGUGGAUAAGGAGAACAAACAGAGGCCUAUACAAAUGAGUGCAAAAAGUAUCGCCAUUCUGAAUAGAUUGAAGAGCGAUACGUCGUCUAAUUUUUCGUCUCUUUCCCGGCACAACAAUAGCGAUGAGAAAACGGACGUGGCGCUUAAGGCGAUACGUAAUAAAGAGAGGCGCGGACUAAUGACGACCCAUCCGUAUCAAAAGUCAACGAUUGGAAAAAAACCCAAUACAGCUCCACCGUCUACUAGAGUUCCAUGGUAAUAGUAGACAAAAAUUUGGUACCUGGACGCAAGAUUGAAGAGAUGGUGGCCUUACGAACAUUGCGUUAAGUAAUAAGACUUUUGACAAGAUUUUUUUAAUAGAUACAAGAUUUUAAAUAUAAUAAAUAUUGACUAUACGUGCUUUUAAAGAGGUAAAGUCAAGGAUUCUAAUAAAAUGACUUCUUUUUAUGUUAUCUAUGUAUGUUUUUUUAGCUUAAUGCAAGAAAAGAUAUAUGUAUAUACAUACAUGUAAUUGUGCAAGCAAUAUUUCUCUCUUUCCCCGUGUAUGUUUAGAAAAUGAAAAUGACAAAUUUCAAAAUUGUAAGCUAUAUCGUGUAUUUUUGUAUGAUGUAAUAUCUUUUUAAAACAUUUAUUCAAGACUGACGAAACGGUACGGAUAAAGUGCGCUCAACAGUCGUGCGUAAUCUUCAGUUUAUUAUUGUCUUCGGAAAUUACAUUACUUAAUAAUUUAAUUUAUGCAAAACCCCGUGUAAUCUCCGUUGCCAAAGAAAAAGAAAGAGAGAGAGAGAGAGAGUGCAUUUAUAUUCUUAAAAUACUCCAAAAUGUACCAAACUUAUGUUUAAAGAUUUACGUCACAUAAGUAAAAAUUAAUACAAAAGUUGAAUUAUUAGAUUAUAUAUGUACUGACAACAAGUGUUCUGCUGUGGGGAAUGUCGACUAAUUGUAUGUAUCCUUAAGGAGAGAAUAAAUUAUUUACGGAAA